Notothenia coriiceps (black rockcod) is the source of this 2949-nucleotide messenger RNA. RefSeq names its product matrix metallopeptidase 25b (gene mmp25b). Bases 85 to 1776 code for a protein of 563 amino acids. Gene Ontology annotation, molecular function: zinc ion binding; metalloendopeptidase activity. NCBI's taxonomy places the organism in Eukaryota, Metazoa, Chordata, Actinopteri, Perciformes, Nototheniidae. Gene Ontology annotation, cellular component: extracellular matrix. Gene Ontology annotation, biological process: extracellular matrix organization; collagen catabolic process; proteolysis. The record is from RefSeq and is a predicted model, not a curated record. The transcript has 11 exons.
AACGCCUCGCGGCUGAGAGAGUUUCUAAUCGAUGCGCCCUGCCUAGUCCCCAGAGAGACUGAGGAGAAGAAACACGUGACCGGAAUGGAGUUGGGUCUUCUGCUGUGGAUGAUGUCGACCCUAACGGGAAUCACAUCAGCUGUCCUGGAGCAGUACAGAGCAGUGGAUUGGUUGAGCAGGUAUGGCUACCUUCCUCCUCCGGACCCUCGCACAAGUAGAAUGCAGACCAAAGAGGGGCUGGAGAAAGCCAUUCGUGUCAUGCAGAGAUUCGGCGGGGUCCAGGAAACUGGGGUGCUCGACAAUGAAACACUUAAACUCAUGUCUACGCCUCGAUGCUCUCUUCCUGAUAUCAUUGGUAAUGAGGACAGGCUGAGGAGGAGGCGGAAAAGAUACGCGCUGUCAGGCCUUAAGUGGCACAAGACAGACCUCACAUGGAGUGUCCACAGCUACCCGUCGCCCUCCCGCUCACCCGGCCUGUCGGGUGACUCGGGACGUCUGGUCGACAGCCUCCUGACUCGAGCCUUCAAAGCCUGGAGCGACGCGGCCCCCCUGAACUUCCGUCAGCUGCAGAGUGACAGAGAGGGGGUGGCGACUGAAGGGGACAUCAGAGUGACUUUUGCCCGCAUGCUCCACGACGACGGGUACCCUUUUGACGGGCAGGGUGGCACCCUGGCCCACGCCUUCUUCCCCGGCAGGGAUGUAGUGGCGGGUGACACACACUUCGAUGAUGAUGAGAUCUGGAGCUAUCGAGGUGACAGCGGCAGCACAGACUUGUUCACGGUCGCAGUGCACGAAUUCGGCCAUGCGCUGGGCCUGUCCCACUCGUCCUCUGACCCGUCCAUCAUGAGGCCGUACUACCAGGGCGCUGUGGGAGACGUUGCCAACUUCCAGCUGGCUAUGGACGACAAGUUGGCCAUCCAGCAGAUCUACGGUGUGAGUGAUGGCGGACCACCAGGAGGUGUUGAUCCUGACCUCCCACGCCUGCCCAGACCAUCUCCUCCAAGACCAACACGGCCUUCUGACCCCUUAUUCAAAGAGCGCUGUGAGGGAGGCUUUGACGCAGUCGCAAAUAUCAGGGGAGAGGUGUUCUUUUUUAAAGGUAACCGCUUCUGGAGGACUAAGCGAGACGGGUCUUUGGUGUCCCUCAAUCCGGCUCUGAUCAGAAACUUCUGGAUUGGCCUCCCGCCGGGAACAAACAAGGUGGACGCCGUGUACGAGAGGAAGAGCGACAGCAGCAUCAUCUUCUUCAUUGGACCUCAGUACUGGGUCUUCAGGGACACUAUAGCCCAGAGCGGCUACCCGAGGCCCCUCUCCGAUUGGGGCAUGAAGACUAAGAGUGGGGGGGCGGUGGAGCGGGUGGACGCAGCCUUCGUCUGGUCCCACAACGGCAAGACCUACCUGUUCAGCGACGGGGAGUUUUGGAGGUUUGACGAGAGUCCCAAGGACCAAAAGGGGACCAUGCAGCCGGAGCAGGGCUACCCCCGGAACAACAGCCUCUGGGGGGGAGUGCCGCCUCACAUGGAUGACAUCAUCAGCUGGGGAGAAGGAGAUGCCUACUUCUUCAAGGACAACCUCUACUGGGUGCUUAAGAAAGGAGGACUGAACCAAGAAGUCGUCAUGUCUAAAUCCAUCGCUGUGGACUGGCUCAGAUGUCCAGCUCCGCCUGUAACCUCCACUCCUCGCAUCCCAAAGGAGUGCAGCUGCGACUUAAAGGGAUCCUCAUCCUUUCUCAGAAGCAGCUGGCUCCUCCUGAUCUCUACUGUAUUGAUAAUUUAAGCAUUUGUUAGAAAAUAGAUAGCUGAGACGUCAUUUUUUGGAUACCAAGUGGCUGCAGGAUGUUUUUGUCCUUCUUCCCUUGUUCCAUUAAAGGGAACAUAAAGGCUCUUUACACUCCCAGUACAUUAAAACCCACAAGCUGGUUUCAGAUUACAUGAAUACCCGCCCUAUGUUGAAUAACCUAUUCCAUAGAGCCCUCUGAAUUCUUUUUUAUAUCAAUAAAUAAAAAUGUUUCUGGGGUACAUAAAGCCAAUCAAUGACAUUGGUGGUUCAUAUCUGAUAUGAAUUUGCUGCUUGUGGAACCACGAUUUAUCCUAAAGGACUUAUAUUAGGGUUGGUUUGCAUUUCUAAGGCCUAAUAAAGAAGGCUUCUAGCUUUUUAUAGUGAAUUUUGAGGUGUCUAUGUAUACAAUAAUUUGAGGGAAACAGCAAGUCUACCCUCACAAUCUCCAUUUAUUGAUUGUAAAUAUAUCUAGUUUGCAUAAGAAACACCUAAGUGUUAUUUUGUAAAUGAAAGCUUAUAACAAAAAUCUAUUUAAACAGUGGUGCAGUUCAUCCAGUAAACAGAAAAAUACUGUUACAUUAUUUAUUAUUUUUUUAGCAGGAACAAUUAAAGAAUGUUGGCUUUAAAACAUUGACCACAGUAAUCUUGAAAGACCUGAUAAUGCGUUUCAGCACAUUCCCAUCAUCCGGUAGAUCAAAUGUUUUCUUUUGAGUCCUUCUCUGUCUUCUCUUCUACUAUAGCAUAAGACCUAAGUUAUUGUAAAUACUCGACCUCUUAGGAACAUAAAGCUGACCCAUGACAAUACAUUUAGCCUCCUCCCUCCAUCCUGCUAUAGAAUGUCACUCCCUACUUUUCGAUGAGAAAGUAUUCAAUUACAUGGAGCCUAUAUAGGACAAAGCAUAGAAACUCCCUUAAGCUUUACUCAUCCACCCCGUGUUUGGGCAGUAAAACAGGCCACACAAAAAGACUGAAAAGUACUUAAAUCUUGUGCAUAUACUUUACAUGGAGACAUUUGAGCUGAUAGUGGGCUUGGCUAUGUUAUUGCAACAGUUCUGCAAACAGAGAUGUGGACUCUAACGCAAUCAUAUUUUAUAGUGACUGUUCAAAGCAGAGUGAACAUUAAUCAGUCAGUGGGGGAAUUAAGGUUCCUGAAAUGACAGAUGUCAUAAA